This is a messenger RNA of Trichophyton benhamiae CBS 112371, 477 nucleotides long. RefSeq lists its product as uncharacterized. Lineage: Eukaryota; Fungi; Ascomycota; Eurotiomycetes; Onygenales; Arthrodermataceae. The coding region runs from base 1 to 477 and encodes 158 amino acids. The record is from RefSeq and is a predicted model, not a curated record. The transcript has 3 exons.
AUGGCGGUGAUGGCGUAUCAGAAGCGAGACGCUCGACUCGACGGCAGAGCAAAGAGGCGGCGGUGGCAGCGACGACGAGACGAGCAGAAGAAGGAGAAGAAGAAGAAGAAGAACGAGAAGAAGACGAAGAAGCCGGGAAAGGCUCGGUCGGCGUCGACUCGAGCCAGCAAGCUGUCCCCUGCCUACCCACAGGAUUAUAUUGGUUGCUGUCCCCUGCUCCGCCGGAGGGAGGAGUCGUGCCGCCGGGUGGGCCUCCCAGCUUAUAAAACAGGCCCGGAGACGGGCAUCAAGAGGGACGCAGAGGAGGAGCAGAACCAGACAAGACUCGCUGCUGUGGCCAUUCACCGUUCGCUGCUCAAUUUGCCUGCUGGGGGAGACGUUGCAGGGCGGGAUGCUACUACUACUGCUGCUGCUACUGCUACUGCGCAUGGAGUAGUCAACUCUAUGCCGGCUGCUCGCUCAGCGGGAGCACAGUAA